Molecule: messenger RNA, 29472 nt
Organism: Podarcis lilfordi (Lilford's wall lizard)
Lineage: Eukaryota; Metazoa; Chordata; Lepidosauria; Squamata; Lacertidae
Source: the annotation of a GenBank genome assembly
AGCAGCGGGGUGCAUGCGUGAAGGGCCGGCCCACCGUUUCCCUCCUCUCCCAGCAGCCAGCGCGCGCACAUACCCGCAUGCGCACCGCCUCCCGGCUGGCCCGCCUCCGCCUGAGGAGGCCCAUCGACGCUGUGUUCCGGCGAGAAGGACGCACGCAUACGCAGGAGCAGCCCUUUCCUUUCCUCUCGCCCAUCAGCCGGGCGAUCCAGUACGCACGCGCGCGCAUGCGCAACGCCUACCGGCUGGCCGGCCUCCGCCUGAGGAGGCGCUCCGACGCCGCUCCGGAGGCGAAGCUGAGGCGACGACGGGCAGGAGGAGCCGCCUCCCCCGGGCAAGCCCUCCGCGGGCGCUGCCAUGCUCCUUCCGCCGCAGCUGGGAGGCCGGGCCUGAGGAGCCGCAGCCGAGCCGCCCUCGGUGAGCAGGCCCUCCGCCGCCGCCGCCUCCAUGGCCCAGGCCGAGAAGAUGGAGCUGGACCUGGAGCUGCCGCCGGCCGGGAGCGAGGGGGGCGGCCUGAGGCGCUCCAACAGCGCCCCGCUCAUCCACGGGCUCAGGUGAGGCACGGGCCCUCCGUCGCGCGCGGGACCGGUGGUCGGGGAUGGAGGGAUGGGCCAUGGCUGGGUGAGGGGAGGGCAGGGCACCUCCUCCUCUUGGGCCUGGCCUUUGGCCACAGGAGGAAUAAUAAUAAUAAUAAUAAUAAUAAUAAUAAAUAUUAUUUGUAUCUCGUCCUCCCUGGCGGAGGCCAGGCUCGGGGCGGCUAACAUAGUAAAAACAACGCAGUAUGCAUAAAAACAGACUAAGGUUAAUUAAAAUUGAUCUUAAAAUUAAUUCAGACAAGUUAUAACCUGGGCUGGUGGCAAUUAUCAGGUUGGAAUUAAGAGAGGUUAACACUUGCUAGGACCAACUGUUUCCACUGUUUAAAAUAAUGGUUAUUAUUUUAAAAAGGGCAUUGGGGUCAGGAAGGGCAGAAAGGGGGCAUCACCCCCGGAAGUAGCACUGCCCCUUGGCCCUCCAGCUGCUUUGGGACUACAAUGUCCAUCAUCCCUGACCACUGGUCCUGUUAGCUAGGAGUGAUGGGAGUUGUAGUCCCAAAAGAGCUGGAGGGCCAGGUUGUGCCAUGCCUGCUUGAAAUGAAUGGGCGUACUCGAGACUCGAAGAGACCAAGAUCCAUCAUGCGCAACGAAGCCGAACUUAGGGUCGACGUGGGAAUUAUGAGACGUAUAGGAUGCCCAACUACCACGCUUACAGUCCCAGAGCAGAAAUGUGAAUAUUGUUUAUAGGCACCUUGCCUGUAUAUAUAUGUGCAACGGAAGGCUUAAAAGCAGUUCUUGCGCCAGGUGAGCUGGGGGUUCCCCUGGAGGAAAAGCAGUGUGGAUUUGAUUUAAAUCACUAGUCAGUAAGGCUUGAUUUAAAUCCAUUUUUUUACAGAAAGUUUUAACCUUGCUGGCAUCCUCUUCGUAUUGACAACCAGAGGAAGAUUGCAUUUUUGGAAGAAUAAAUUUUCAGAGUUGUUUUUACAGUGACAUCAGAAAUGACCGAUUUGGUUAUAUUAUUAGAAAUACAUAGACAGAAAAUGAUGAAAUUAUUUUUAUUUGGACACUGUACUUGAUUGGAAGGAGAAAAAUCAUUUCCUUCAUAACCAUUUCAACCAUGUAUUCCACUAUAACAAUAACAUGAUAGCAUAUGGAUCCAUGUUUGUGAACUGACGUGGUUAAACAAUUUUUUUUAGUCAGAGUUUUAGCACACAUGAGAAACUUUAAACAAAUCCUUAUUUCCUGAUGAAUAGCCUUUGGAAUAGAAUGUCACAUAAAUAGAAAACUAUCUUUAGAAAGAUUUUCCCUCCAGAAGCAUUUUAUUUUAAAAAUCCGAUUAUUUUUUUAAAAAGUGAUUUAAAUAAAAAAAAUCUAAUUUUUUAUUUUUGUUCUUUUACAUCAGUGAUGACCCAACUUGGCCCUUCAGCUUUUUUGGGCUACAACUCCCAUCAUCCCUAGCUAACAGGACCAGUGGUCAAGGAUGAUGGAAAUUGUAGUCCCAAAACAGUUGGAGGGCCAGGUUUGGCCAUCACUGCUUUAAAUCAUUGAUUUUAAUCUACCCUGAUAUAAUAUGUGUGUGUAUAUAUAUAUAUAUAUAUAUAUAUAUAUAUGUGUGUGUGUGUGUGUGUGUGUAAAAAUAAUAUUUUUCAUUCCAUAAGACACGCCUAGUUUUUAGAAGAGGAAAACAAGAAAUAAUAUAUUCUGAAUCAAAUGUUGUACUAAACUACAGUGGUACCUCUGGUUAAGAACUUAAUUUGUUCCAGAGGUCUGUUUUUAACCUAAAACUGUUCUUAACCUGAGGUACCACUUUAGCUAAUGAGGCCUCCCGCUGCUGCUGCGCCACCGGAGCACAAUUUCUCUUCUCAUCCUGAAGCAAAAUUCUUAACCUGAGGUACUAUUUCUGGGUUCGUGGAGUAUGUAAUCUGAAGCGUCUGUAACCUGAAGCAUCUGUAACCCAAGGUACCACUGUAUAUGAGCUUUCCACAUUGAGUCCCUUAGAUCUAAGGACUGUAUGGUUUGGCCCUACACAAUUAUUUUAAUAAAGCCAAAAGAAGUGGGACUUCUUGUUCAUUGCAGAGAGCUCUGGGGGCUUUCAUAUGAGGGAGGAAUCUGAUUCAAUUCCCAUUUAAAGUCACACCUUCGUACACAACACAAGGACCAAACCACAGCUGCCCUUCAAAUUUCACACUUCUGCAAAGGAAGGUACUAUUGUCCCAGCAAGACCAGUGGCGGAGGGAGGGUCUUGUGUGGUGGCACGUCGCCUGCGGGGACGUGGGAUGUCGCCCAUGCGAUCGUUGUCCCAAGGGGGUGGCAUGUGUGCGCGCGUGCCCAUCCCAAUGGGGCGGCCAAGCACAGGGGCAGACAUAUUACACGGCUCCCGCUGUGUUUGCUUUGCACCCGUCAUCAUCCAUGACCUCUUGUCCUGUUAGUUAGGGAUGAUAGGAUUUGUAGUCCCAAAACAGCUUUAGGGCCAAGUUUGGCCAUGCCUGCUUUUAAAGCAUACAGUUAAAGCACAAAUACAGUGGUACCUCUGUUUACAAUUCGUUCCAGAGGUCUGUUCUUAACCUGAAACUGUUCUUAACCUGAGGUACCACUUUAGCUAAUGGGGACUCCUGCUGCCGCCGCAUGAUUUCUGUUCUCAUCCUGAAGCAAAGUUCUUAACCCGAGGUACUAUUUCUGGGUUAGCAGAGUCUGUAACCUGAAGCGUCUGUAGCCAGAAGCAUCUGUAACCCAAGGUACCACUGUAAAGGAUCUGGAGAGGACAUUGGAAUGUUGUUCUACUUUACGCUACCUAAGGUCACAGGGAACUGGUAUCCUAUAGACCAGUGAUGGCCAAACUUGGCCCUCCAGCUGUUUUGGGACUACAACUCCCAUCAUCCCUAGCUAACAUGACCAGUGGUCAGGGAUGAUGGGCAUUGUAGUCCCAAAACAGCUGGAGUGCCGAGUUUGGCUACCACAGCUAUAGACGUCUGUUACAAAGGGCAAUUAACCUGUAUAUCAGUGGGGCUUCUGUUGUUUUGUUGGUAUCCGUCUGUCUUGGGAGAGAAUGGAGGAUUGCACCUGUGGAAUGGCCUUCAUAGUAGUUUCAGACGGACGGCUUCUUGUCUCACAGCUCAUACUCUUAGCCAACAUACUGCUAUUCCAUUAGUAAUUAAUAAUACUAACAAUUUAUUAUUUAUACACCCCAUGCCCCCCAAUCUGGCUGGGUUUCCCCAGCCUCUCUGGGUGGCUUCCAACCGAAUAUUAAAAACACAAGACAGCAUCAAACAUUGAGAAACUUCCCUAAACAGGGCUGCCUUCAGAUAUCUUUUAAAAGUCAGAUAGUUGCUUAUUGCCUUGAUAUCAGCUGGGAGGGCGUUCCACAAGGCAGACGCCACAACCCAGAAGGCCCUUUGCCUGGUUCCCUGUAACCUCGCUUCUCGCAGGGAGGGAACCGACAGAAGGCCCUUGGCGCUGGACCUCAGUGUCCGGGCCGAAUGGUGGGGGUGGAGACGCUCCUUCAGGUGUACAAGAUGGGGCUUUCAAGGUAGGCACCAACCCUUUGAAUUGUCCUCGGAAAUGUACUGGGAGCCAAUGCAGGUCUCUCAGGACCAUUGUUCUGUGAUCUUGGUGGCCACUCCCAGUCCCCAGUCUGGCUGCCGCAUUCUGGAUUAAUUGCAGUUUCCAAGUCACCUUCAAAGGCAGCCCCACGUAGAGCGCAUGGCAGUAGUUCAUUUCCUAAGUUAGAUGGGUUCCACACAAAGUUUCUUCAGUCCCUAUUACAGGUCCCAAACUGUGUACCAAAUUCAAUUCUUGGAAACAUGUGAAUGCCCACUCUCCACUAAAGUAUGGUGGAUUGCCCUGAGAUACAGGUGCAAAAUCUCAGUACUUGGCCUGGGGGAGGGAUUACUUCUACAUUUAACCAACAAGGAGUUUAUCAGCCCAUGGCUGAAAACUAUGGCCAGAAAAUCCAGAAAAGCCCUUGAAUCCCUGAGGCAAAGAUUUUGGGACAUUUCACAUAGCGACCUGCAAUCCCGAUCUUAUGUAAUUUGUAGCCCGGUCGCAGCUGGAAUCCAAUACAGGUACGACUUUCAGAUAUCCUCAUAUCUUAGGAACCUGUCCGUACCAACAUAUUAGUGUUUAUUUACCAAGCCAGACUAAAUGUAUUUCCGUCGGAAGUGCUGAAUGGUAGACUGAGAGGCAUCCCUUAUCAGAACUGGCUUUGUUUAUGUUCUCAGGACAUUGAUUGCAUGAAGCAUAUUUUACUGUGAUGUGGGCAGUAGAAGCAAGCAAGGGACCAACUGAUCAAACACCUUCUGGCAAAUCUGCCGGGAAAAUCUGAAGCGUCCCAUAUUAAACAUCUUUUGGAGGACAGGUCCAAUGAUAUUGCACUGGCUGUGGCAAAGUUUCUUUCGGAAGUUAAAAGAAACAAAGAUCUUCAUGCUUAAAAGAUCUUCAUAACAAAACGACCGCUUCGGUUUCUCUUUCUUUUGUGGUUGGCUGUCAUAACUGUAUUUUGUCCUGAAAUUGUUCAAUGGGUCUUUGGACCACAAUAAAGGUUGAUGAUGAUGAUGAUGAUGAUGAUGCAGGGCAACAGUGUGGUCAGGAUUCAGAGUGCCACAGGUGAUAUUGUGCUAGCUGUGCGUGGGAGCUACGUAUUUAUAUAGAGCCAGCAAUAUACAUGGCACAUUUCUGAACAAACCAAGCAGCCUCUUCCAAAGUUGAUAGUCUACAUUCAGAUGGGAGAGAAAAGUGUGGGAAGGGAAGGAUAGUCACCUGCAUAACGUAAUAGACGCUUUCGCUUCUUUCAGUGAUAAUUCCCAGGUCUUCCAGCCACACGUCUUGCGCACCCGCCGGAACAGCACAACGGUCGUGAACCGGCACAGCAUGGUAAGCACUGGGGAGAUCCAAAGAGCUUUCGAACCCCAGCGGUUUGUGGAAGAUGGAGGCUGUGCGGGAGACUGACUGACAGGCGGCGGAGGCCCUGUUGCAUUUUGAUCAAAGCUGAAUUGGUUGCUGGAGGGCCGAGUUUGCCUAUGCCUGCUUUAAUGCUACUGUUAACUCCAGAUAAUAAAGGUAAAGGUAAAGGUACCCCUGCCCGUACGGGCCAGUCGUGACCGACUCUGGGGUUGCAUGCCCAUCUCGCUUAAGAGGCCGGGGGCCAGUGCUGUCCAAGGACACCUCCGGGUCACGUGGCCAGUGUGACAAAGCUGCUCUGGCGAGCCAGCACCAGCGCAGCACAUGGAAACGCCAUUUACCUUCCCGCUAGAAAGCGGUACCUGUUUAUCUACUCGCACUUAAGGGUGCUUUCGAACUGCUAGGUGGGCAGGAGCUGGGACCGAACGACGGGAGCUCACCCCACCGCGGGGAUUCGAACCGCCGACCAUACGAUCGGCAAGUCCUAGGCACUGAGGUUUUACCCACAGCGCCACCCGCGUCCCAACUCCAAAUAAUAAACCAGAAUAAACCAGAUUUCCAUGUCACAGUUGACGUGUGUGCUGUACUAUCCAAUCCAAACCAUUUAAACCUGGCCCUCCAGAUGUUUUUGGAACUACAACGCCCAUCAGCCCUAGCUAACAGGACCAGUGGUCAGGGAUGAUGGGAAUUGUAGUCCCCAAACAGUUGGAGGGCCGGGUUUGGCGAUGCUUGCUCUAAUAUGACUCUCCUACCAAGGAGUUAACACUCUUGUGUCCAGAUUGUGCUCUGGAGCAUGCAUAUAUAUAUAUAUAUAUAUAUAUAUAUACACACACACACACACACACACACACACAACAUAAACAUAUUUAUAUGUGUGUGUGCGCGCAAGUUCUCUCUGGUGUCUCUUAAUGAGCUGUAUAUGUCUGUAUAUAAUACAGUGUUGUGGGGCAUUCUUCCUGACUAUAUUACGUGGAAAUUCAUUAAAUUCCUCUGGGUUGACUCUCCUCUUUACUUCUUGGGUACGCAGGCUACUUUUCUGAUCCAGACAUUGUUUUUUUACAAUCGCUGCCGUUUGCACGUCUCAGUUUCCCACCAGGGCAGAACUCCAACUCGAGGCCAGGCUUCCCAUCGCGCCCGACGUAAUCACACAAAUAGAAACUGCAAAUAGAAAUAUGCCCUGCCAGCCCACUGAGAAACUCUGCUCUGGAGCGUAGCUAUUCAUGACAUAUCUCAGGAUUGAAGUUGUUGAGAUUUUUUUAUGGUUUUGCCCCAAAGCUGUUGAGCUUCUUUUAGGAUUUUAAGGAUUUUAUCCCAAAGUUGUAGAGGUUUUUUUAGGCUUGAUGCUGCUGAGUGCUGAGCUUUUCUUACAUUUUUGCCCCAAAGCUGUUGAGCUUCUUUUAGGAUUCAAGUUGUUGAGCUUUUUUUAGGGUUGGAAUUGUUGAGCAUGCAGUAAACUUUAUUUCCUCUUUCCAUAACUUUUUGCAAGAUGAGAAACUUGCAAUUUUCUGUCUUGCAAAGAGGCAAGCUGAUAACAUUUUCAAUGGCAGGGAUUAAUUCAGCUAAUUUUGCCCCGAGAUUGAAUUAGCUUUAGUAUCAGUCUCUGCAUGGUAGGCUAAAGUGUCACUCAUCUCCACCAGAUGAACAGCAAAGAUGAGAAAAAUAAGUUUUGCACCUGAAAUUUCACAUAUAAAUAAUGCUUCAACUCUUCUUAGCCACCAAUGAAGGUGUUUUCAGGUUCUAUUGUUGUUAAAAUAUUCAGAGUAAUAUUACCUUCCUUUGCAACAGAUUUAUAUGAUGGAGUUUGACUGCGUCUGCAUGAGAGAAACUGUCAUUCCUCUUUCCUUUUAAGAAGAAUGAAUAUUCUUUCAAUGCUAUAAAAAUAAGGAGUUUUCAGGGCCACCUGCCUUGGAGUAGAGGCUGAGUGGUAGUAUAUUUCUCCUACAUUAAAAUGGGUGGAAUGCAUAUCUACCAUAAUCCAUAGUUCUUGGGAGGUUACAGCUGUGGAAAUAUUAGUGUUCUUCAGGGUGGAUUUGAUUUAAAUCACGAUUUAAACCACUAGUAAGACUUGAUUUAAAUCUUUUUUUUUUUACAGAAAGGUUUAAUCUUGCUGGCAUCCUCUUCAUAUCGAGAACCAGAGGAAGGUUUCCUUUUUGGAAUCUUAAAUUUUCAGUCAUUUUUACAGUCACAUCAGAAAUGACUGAUUGGUUCUACUAUCAGAAAUAAACAGAUCAUUGUUUCUGUUUGGACAACUUUUCUGCUGUACUUGAUUGGAAGGAGAAAAAUAAUCAUUUCCUUCAUAACAAUUUAAACCAUUUAUUUUACUAAAACAAUAACAUAGUUUAUGGAUCCAUGUUUGUUAACUGAUGUGGUUAAACUAUUAGAAAUACAUUGAAAGAGAAUUAUGAAAUUAUGGUGAGGUUUAAUAAGUUAACUGUUUAUAUUUGGACAACAUUUCUGCUGUACUUGAUUAGAAGGAGAAAAAUAAUCAUUUCCUUCAUAUUUCACUAAAACAAGAACAUGAUAGCAUAUGGACCCAUGCUUGUAAACCAUGCUUGUGGUUAAAUUAAUUUUUUUAAUAUUAAAAAAACUUCGAGUUUUAGCACACAUGAAAAACUUUAAAUCAGGGGUCAGCAAACUUUUUCAGGAGGGGGCCAGUCCACUCUCCCUCAGACCUUGUUGGGGGCCGGACCCACCGCCUCCCAAAAGCACCCCCCUCCGGAAUAACCCCCCCUUAUGCCACUCACGCCACAGCCACUGGCGCUGCCCCAUCUUCGGCAGCGUCGGCAUCCCCUGUCUUGGCGGAGUACAGAGGCCAUGCCGCUGGCCUGGUGGCGGAGGCAGCCUCCACGCUGCUGCCGCUUCCUUCCCACUCGACCGCUUCCUCCUGCUCAAGGGGCGUCGCGGAAGUCAGUUUCCGCGUGGUGAGGCCUCUGCACCGCGCCUGUUUAGCGCGGGGACUGACCAGGUGGGCGGUAGGGUCCUGCAAGGUUCGUGGGCCGGAUUAAUGAGCCCAGUGGGCCAUAUCCAGCCCGCGGGCCUUAGUUUGACAACCUCUGCUUUAAACGAAUCCUUCUUUCCUGAUGAACAGCCUUUGGACUAGAAUGUCACUUAAAUAGAAAACUAUCUUUAGAAAGACUUUUCCUCCAAAAGCGUUUUAUUUUCAAAAUCCGAUUUACCGAAAUUUUCUGGGUAUAAGAUGCCCCCAUGUCUAAGACCCCAUGGGGGACUCCAAAUUAAGAAAACACCCCUCAGCACUACCCAUGUAUAAGAUGAGCCCCAAUUUUAAACCUAUUUUGGGGGUAAAAACCCCCCAAAAGACACUGAAAAAUACGGUAAAUUUAAAAAAAAUCCAAUUUUAAAUUUAAAAAUCUGGUGUUUUUUGUGUGUUGUUUUUUAAAUAUAGUUGAUUUUUAUCCACCCUGGUGUUAUUACUAUACAAGUUCUGUGGGCAGUUAUUAUUAACGGCUCAUCUUUCCGUCUUUACAAAGUGGCAUGCCAGGUUCUUGAUUGAGUGUCGGUUUUCAGCCCAACCAAAGAAAGGUAACAUCUGAAAGGUCUGUGCCUUCUUCCUUCUCUCCUGCAGCUGAUCUCUUCCUCUACAAUUCGUAUCCCCAGCAGCCGACUCCAUCAGAUCAGAAGGGUAAGCAACAUUUCACUUUUAUGGGCACUGUCAUUAAAGUACAAACAUAUAUAAAAGUUCUUUGGAAUUGGUCUCUCAAUAAUAUCUCGGUUCUUUGAAGAAAACAGUUGUCUUGUGUCCUCCACUCCCAAAACCAAGCUCUAUUUUUUUGCCUUCCUAAAAGGAAAAAAACUCUGGGUUUCUUAGCUAAAUUUUUCUAGCUUCCACAUAUGGUUGUUAGAAUUGGGGUCUCCAUGACCCUAUUCCACCUCUCCCUAAUUUUCAGAAGCGCAGAUUUUUCCGUGUAUAAGACUAGGGUUUCCCCUGAAAAGAUAAUGUUCAGAAUUUGGGGGGCGUCUUAUACUUGGGGGCGUCUUAUAGAUGGAAAAAUACGGCAGUUAAAUGCAACUUAAGAGCAAGUUCUUGUUUGCAGGUCUGGGGUCCCACAGUGUGCAUUUAACCCAGGCAUAGGCAAACUCUGCCCUCCGGAUGUUUUGGGACUACAAUUCCCAUCUGUAACAACCUUUCAUGUGGAUGGUUUGGACUUUAUGAACAGACAGGUGGAAUAGACACCGUUACACGUACGGGCUGGAUUGAGAAGGCCAAUGGGCCGGAUUUGGCCAGCGGGCCUUAGUUUGCCUACCAAUGAUAUAGGAUAUAUUAGAUUCUGCUGAUAUAGGACAGGCCUAGGCCAACUCGGCCCUUCAGAUGUUUUGGGACUACAACGCCCAUCCUCCCUGACUGCUGGUCCUGUUAGCUAGGGAUGAUGGGAGUUGUAGUCCCGAAACAGCUGGAGGGCUGAGUUUGGAUGUGCCUGAUUUAACCUUUGGCCAUUGCUAAUUGGAAUCCUCCUACCCUACUUGCAUUCUAGAAGCUGAGCUAUAUCAUCAUCAUCAUCAUACUCUUUUUUAGAACCCAGUAUAAUGGUCUCUAUAUAAUCUUGGACUGGAGCUUUUGUUGGGAGUGUUGUUGCUGUUAAUAUUUUGUACUGUAUCUUUAUUUGGAAUCUUACAUUUUACAUGGAAAUUGUUCUAUUUGGUUGUGUACUAUUGGAUGUUUUCUUUAUUGUAUGUGACUACUUUUCUUUGUAGUUACGUAUUUUUUAUAGUAUGUUGUAAGCCUUGAGCAUGACUUUAACUUUGGAAACUCAAUAAGCACAUGAGAUGUAACCGGCUGUGUUCUUAGAUAAAUAAGGUAUACUAUUCAUAGAAUCAAAUUGUAAAUUUCAACAGAAGUAACUCAUAAAAUUCAACAAACGAACAAAGCAGAAGACCCAGUGGAUCAGAUCAUUCUAUAGUCAGUUCAUGCAUAAGGUCCAUUCGUGUAAUGAUAUUGUAUAUAUUUGCAUUACUUAGAGCUUUAACUACUGAUGAAGCCCAGGACGGCGAAACAAGGCCAAUAUUCCGGAAAUCCUUGUCUUAGACUCUGUGAAAGGAUUUUAUGGAACUGUAACAACCUUUCAUGUGGAUGGUUUGGACUUUAUGAACAGACAGGUGGAAUAGACACCAUUACACGUACAAAACCCACACAUAUGUACAUUAGUGACAGAGGUGACCUCUGCUCUUUUUAAGCAGCAUUUGAACACAGUUUGGCAUGGAGUCUACUAGUUUCGAACAGUCCCUGUAGAUCAGGGGUCAGCAAACUUUUUCAGCACGGGGCUGGUCCACUGUCACUCACACCUUGUGGGGGGCCAGACUAUAUUUUGAAGAAAUAAAAAUGAACGAAUUCCUAUGCCCCACAAAUAUCCCAGAGAUGCAUUUUAAAUAAAUGGACACAUUCUACUCAUGUCAAAACACCAGGCAGGCCCAACAUAUAACCCAGAGAUGCAUUUUAAAUAAAUGGACACAUUCUACUCAUGUCAAAACACCAGGCAGGCCCCACAAAUAACCCAGAGAUGCACUUUAAAUAAAUGGACACAUUCUUUUUUUUUUUUAAAUCAUAUUUAUUAAAGUUUCCAAAAAUAUAAAAAUACAAAGAAAAAAGACAAAAGAAAAAAGAUAUUUAAAAACCUUACUUUCAUUCCCUACUUUCUGGGACUCCCCCCCCCCCAAUUGUAUUCCCCUUUCCUUAAUUUGGUUCUACAAGCUCUCACUCCCAAUUUAAAGCUUAAUUUGUUUAACCCACUAUCCAGAUUGAAUUGUACAAAUCUUACCACCGUCCCACAUCAUUAACAGAAAAAGAAAAAGAUUUUCCCCAAGAUCCACCCCAGUUCCUUCCACAAAUUCCCUUUUUUAAACACGUCCGAUCAUAGUAAAAUAACAUGCGUAAGUUAUGUAAAGAAAUAGAAAAUAAGAGAUAUAGAAAAAUUCAAAAAUAGUUACACAGCCUUUGGAUUUCAAAUCUCCCCCCCCCCCUUCCCCGGUUCGAAUUCCCCAUGUCCAUCAGUCUAUACGUUAUCAGCUUGGAAGUCUCAUUUCAUGACCAGGUUUCUCCCCGAUUCCAUCUUGCCGGUUUUCUUUUAGUUUAUUAAUUUAAAUAAUAUUUGACUUCAAAUGUCCAAUCUAACAAAGGCCUUUAAUUUCCUUGAUCUUUACCACUCCUCCCGUUGUUCUUUCCGUGUCGUAAUCAGUCCUUUAUUCUUCUUAUUCCUCACUUUCUCAGGUUUCUUGUCCUGUUCAGCUGCUAAAACUUUCUAAUUCAGAAAUCUAGUGUCUCUGCAGAGGUUUGUUAUUCAGGAACAAAAACUUACGUCCAGUCCCUUUCUUUCUUCAAUAAAAGAUUCCAUUGUCUUCCUCUGUAGACAAAAUAUUCUUUCAGUUUUGCAGCUUUCCCAGAAGAUAACAAAUCCUGUGCGAAUCCCAGGGUAUUUUUCCACUUACGACCGUUCUUGUAGUAUCCCGAAACCCCUCUAGGGGUUUGUAAUAACUUUGUAUCCUCUAAUCCAAAAGUCAAAUUGUUGCUUAUUUUCCAACAGUUUAUAUCCAUAUUAUAGCAAAUUGUAACAAAAUUAACCAGCAAGGUCCUCGUAAAGUCCUCUUUAUAUUCUCCAGCUUUGACAGCCACUUUGACAGCUGUCAAAGUCUCCGUCUCUCUUCACCAAGCUCCACGAAUCGCCCCGGUUCCCAGGGGGGGGGUUGCAUUUUUCUUCUCACCCUCCACUCUUCUCCUCCAGCACAUUUCUUAUAAUUUCCCAUCGUGAAAUUAAUGAUUUUUAUCAAAGACAUACUUCCCUUUGGACCUUGGUUACCCAGUCCUUGUUUUGGAAUGUUUACAAUAGGGGGAUUGACUUCCUUUUAAAUCGCCCCGCUCGUGCCAAAUCCAAAAUUUUGAACCCGGUUUCCCAAUUACUCACGGGUUGUUGUUAAUAGUCCAAAUUUUCAAUAGAAGAAGUCAGCGCUCUCCGCCGAAUGGCAUGCGGCUGCGCUCGGCAGGGAAAGCAGUGGACUCAAGCACCACGCCACUCCCGGCACCCGAUCCGAAGCCUUUAAAAGGCUCCUUCACGAGUCGGGAGGGCGCUAAUGGUGCAAGCCGAGUCACCCAUGUCCACGGACUCCGUGCCCGUGGUUUUUAAGGGUCCCCGCGUCGCCGGCGCGGUAGGACCCAGCCCCUGCCGAGCAGACUCCCUCCCGAGCUCGGAGGGAGUCCGCCAUUCGGCGAUGGCGCUAACCCGGAAGUCCCAUAAAUGGACACAUUCUACUCAUGUCAAAAUAUGCUGAUUCCAGGACCAUCUCCGGGCUGGAUUGAGAAGGCCAAUGGGCCGGAUUUGGCCAGCGGGCCUUAGUUUGCCUACCCAUGAUAUAGGAUAUAUUAGAUUCUGCUGAUAUAGGACAGGCCUAGGCCAACUCGGCCCUUCAGAUGUUUUGGGACUACAACGCCCAUCCUCCCUGACCACUGGUCCUGUUAGCUAGGGAUGAUGGGAGUUGUAGUCCCAAAACAGCUGGAGGGCUGAGUUGGCCGGUGCCUGAUAUAGGAUAUGUGGUUGAUAUAGGAAAUGAUAAUUUUGCGGAGCAGGAAGUCAUUGAGAACUAAGCUGUGAAUUCUUGUACUCCAGGAGGAAGGAGUGGAUUUGAUGAACAGAGAAGCAGCGCAUGAAAGGUAGGCGCAACUGAACUGCUGUUUUUUUAAAAAGCAGAUACUGUGUUCUCUUGUCGCCACUGAUGAGCCUUUUUGUGUUUUAGGGAAGUCCAAACAGCAAUGCAGAUAAGCCAAUCAUGGGAAGAAAGCUUGAGCCUGGUAAUCCUUUUACAGAUGUUUAAUAUUUUAAUUCCACUCCCUGACUUAACCAGUGAGCUCAGAGUGGGGGAUGGAGUGAUUGGCCGUUCUCUUUUUCAUCGGGAUCUUUAUGGCGCAGCCUCUAGGGCCGCUGCGUCCCGUGAGGCUGUCAACAUGACCCUUUUGUGUUCUCAGAGUGACAAUGACUUGGACAAAUCGGAAAAAUCCUCGUCUCCAAAGAGGAUAGACUUCAUUCCCGUCUCUCCGGCACCUUCGCCUACGAGGGGGAUUGGAAAGGUAUGCCAGAGAGCUUCCUCGGUUUGGGAGUUGCAAGGGAAGCGGCAGUGUGGGAAGACUACAGGAACUAAAUGAUAUACAGUAGUACCUUGGGUUACAAACACUUCGGGUUACAGACUCCGCUAACCCAGAAAUAGUACCUCGCGUUAAGAACUUUGCUUCAGGAUGAGAACAGAAAUCAUGCGGCACCAGCGAGAGGUCCCAUUAGCUAAAGUGGUGCUUCAGGUUAAGAACGGACCUCCAGAACGAAUUAAGUUCUUAACCAGAGGUACCACUUUAUAGCGGGGCCUCAGAUCUUUUGGACCGAUAAGCUCAUUAAUAAUCUUCAGAGAGGGCUGUGGGUACCAAGCCUUCUUGUUGCUUCUGUCCAGAAAUGGAGAGAUAAAUAUCCUUUACUUUCCCAGUAGUCAAGUUAAAAACAAAAACACCAUCGCAUUAAAGCUUGCCUUGGUAAAAACCGUAGAUUCCCUGCUCACUAACACCACAAAACCUUUGAUCCAAAGCAUGCAACCGAAUGCUGAAUGCUCAGAUGCUACAUGGGCAGCUGAAUUAAGAUUUCCAGUGGUUUGGAGCCGGAUUUAAUGUCAAAGUAAUUUGUGCCGGAAGGAGUACCAUGUAGCGUCAUUUCAGCUUCCUUCACUAGCAGGGGUGGAAUAGUGAAAUCCUGAGCACUAAUUUUGAGAACCUGCUAGAGUAUCACAGUGGUUUCUGAUGACAGCACUUUUUAAGUGAGAAAAAAGCAUCCGAUGUUUGCAAUAUGUUUAUAAAACUUUUUUUAAUAUCAUAAUUUUUAUUAAUUUUUUGCAAACGUUUUAAACAUAACAUGCAAUUUAUAUAUAAUAUAGAAAGCAUUUGGCUACAACAGCCUGAGACUUCCCUCCUCCUUGACUCAUUGUUUCCCCACUUAUUAUCUAAUACUGCAUUUUGGAAUUGUAAUUAUUACCGUGUUUUUCCGUGUAUAAGACUAGGUUUUCCCCCUAAAAAAAUAAUUUGGGGCGUCUUAUACACGUAUACGUCUCGCCGCCAUUUUCUUAAAUCGGAGUCCUCAAAAAUAGGGGGUGUCCUAUUCAUGGGGGUGUCUUAUAGGCAGAAAAAUAUGGCACUAUUAAAUCUUAAUCGUAAAUCAACCAUUUUUAAAUUACCGUAUUUUUCUGUCUAUAAGAUGCCCCCUAUUUUUAGGAACCCUGAUUUAUGAAAGGGGGGGGAGAUGGCCUGUGUGUAUAAGAUGCCCCUCAGUUUUGGACAUUAUUUUUCAGGGGGAAACCCUAGUCUUAUAGACAAAAAAAUACAGUGGUACCUCUGGAUGCGAACGGGAUCCGUUCCAGAGCCCCCUUUGCAUCGUGAGCAGAACACAACCCGCAUCUGCAAGUGUGCGGGUUGCGAUUUGCCACAUUAGCGCAUGCGUGUGACGUCAUUCUGAGCAUAUGUGCAAGCGGCGAAACCCAGAAGUAACCUGUUCCGUUACUUCCGGGUUGCCGCGGAACGCAGCCUGAAAAGAUUUAACCCGAAGCGUCUUUAACCUGAGGUAUGACUGUAGUAAGAAAUCCUAAUCGUAAAUCAACCAUUUUUAAAUUAUACUUUGAAAUAAUGGAUAAAGUCCACCUUGUAAAACUUCUUGCAACCCUGCUAGCGAAGUUAGUUUUUUACAAUUGUCUUUCAAGUAUUCUGUAAGUUUAUUCUAAUAUUUCAGGAAAGUCUGGUCUUGCUGGUACCGAGUUUUCCCUGCAAGUUUUGCCAGCUCACCAUAGUCCAUUAAUUUCAUCAGCCCCUCUUCUUUCAUUGGCAUCUCAUGUGCUUCCAUCUCUGGGCUAAUAAUAUUCUUGCUGCAGUUUUUGCAGAUAAAAAGUCUUUUAUAUUGCUUAUGUAUUUCAUUACCCACAAUUCCUAGUAAGAAGGCUUCCGGGUUUUGUUUUGUUUUUUUUAAAAUAAAUGUAUGUUUCAACAUUUUUUUAAACCACAUACGGUUAAAAAGUAGCUUCCUUUUCUUUACGUUUCCAACGACGAUUCAUUGUUUUAUACGUUUUUAGCUAAUUUCACUGGUGUUUAUAUGUUGAUAAGACUUCUUUAAAACAUCGUUUCAGGUGCUUUUCAAUGCUGUGCUUGUCUUUCCUAGCAAUGCUUUUCUCCCUCCCUGCAAAUGUUUGUGAGUAGUAAUGGACUGCCUCCAAGCCCAAUUCCCAGCCCCACAAGGAGAUUUUCAAAGUAAGUCACUGUAUCUGUGGAAGUGUUUCUUAAUAAUCAGUUUGACUUCUGUACUGUUAAUUUAUUCUGUACAUGAACUAUGCUUGUGAAUGGAAUAUAUCAGGGUGCAUAAAAACAUUGAUUUUUUAAAAAUAUUUUUUUUAAAAAAAUCGGGAUUCUUUUUUUAUUUAAAUCAGAUUUUUUUUAAUUUUAAUCAGAUUUUUAAAAUAAAAUGCUUUUGGAGGAAAAAUCUUUCAAAAGAUAGUUUUCUAUUUAAGUGACAUUCGAGUCCAAAGGCUAUUCAUCUGGAAAUCAGGAUUUGUUUAAAGUUUUCCUUUUUAGAAAAUAAUAAAUUUUCAGAGUAGUUUUUACAGUUUUAUCAAAAAUUACUGAUUUGGUCCUACUCUUAGAAAUACAUUGAUUGACAGAUAAUUAUGAAAUUUGUUUCAUAAACAAAUUAUGACAAUUUAUUUUAAGUUUUCAUUUUUGGAAAAUAAUAAAUUCCCAGUUUUUACAGUUCUAUCCAAAAUGACUGAUUUGGUUCUACUAUUAAAAAUACAUUGAUUGACAGAUAAUUAUGAAAUUAUUGUGAGGUUUAAUAAGUUAACUGUUUCUAUAAGAAUAAUAACAAUCUUUAUUAUGUUAUGUGGUCCAACGACCCAUAAAAUGGAUUCAAAAUAAAAUAGAUUAAUACAGACAACCCCCCAGAGAAGGGAGACCGAAGCGUUAUUUGUUUAGUCAUGGGUAUGUUGAUCUUUGAUUUGUAUGACUACUGAAAGAAACUUUGCCACGGCCACUGUGAUAUCAUUGGACUUGUCGUCCAGAAGAUAUUUGAUAUAGUAGGCUUCAGAUUGACCCAGCCGAUUUGCCAAUAGUGGUUUAAUCUAUAGUUCCCUAGCUUGAUCAGCUGAUGCUGAUAAAACUGAUGUAUAGAACUGAUAAUUAUUUAUUAAAAAAAUAAAUCAUUAUCAGUUCUAUACAUCAGUUUUAUCAGCAUCAGCUAGCUACACUGGUUAGUGAGCUCUGAUCUACAAGUAUUAUAUUUACAUGUAUGGAUAUCCUAAAAAAAAUACUUGGUACGUAUUCCUUAUUUAUUGUUUAUUUGUUACUUAAUAUGCAGGGGACGUGGGUGGCGCUGUGGGUAAAACCUCAGUGCCUAGGACUUGCCGAUCAUCAGGUCGGCGGUUCGAAUCCCCGCGGCGGGGUGCGCUCCCCUUGCUCGGUCCCAGCGCCUGCCAACCUAGCAGUUCGAAAGCACCCCUGGGUGCAAGUAGAUAAAUAGGGACCGCUUACUAGCGGGAAGGUAAGCGGCGUUUCCGUGUGCUGCGCUGGCUCGCCAGAUGCAGCUUGUCACGCUGGCCAUGUGACCCGGAAGUGUCUGCGGACAGCGCUGGCCCCCAGCCUCUAGGGCACACAACCCUAGAGUCGGACACGACUGGCCCCUACGGGCAGGGGUACCUUUACCUUUUAUGCAGGUUGCUUCAGCACUGUUUAAAAUGUCAACUCAUUACGUUGACUACUCUUUGGUGAUGGACCAAUAUAUCUAUAUAUCAAAUCUGGCAGCACAACGCAAUUUGAAACUAUAAAGUCACAGGCUGGUUACUUAAAGCCUAUUUUUUAAAUAAAUUUCUUUCUUGUGGAAAUUUCUCAGUUAUCAUUUAAACACGUUGUGUGUUGCAUUCCUCAUCUAUGCAGAUAUAAAUUGGCAUUUCAGACGUUACAUAACUUGUCAUUAUUUGUGUUUUAUUUUCUGCAGAUGAUAGCAUUUAUUUUCAACUUUAUAUUGAUGUUAUUAGUGUUGCCCAGAAAAUACUGCACCGUGUAGAUUUGCUUAUUAAAGAGCAGACUCAUUUAACAGAGGUUCAUUUGAUAACCCGCUUGGGCACAGAGUCCAUCUUCAGUGAAAUUCCUCCGGGGGUUAAAAAUAUUAUGGGGUUUUCUUUUCGGGAUGAAAUCUUGUGAAAGGCUACUCUUUGUAAGGAUUGGGGGGGGAGGGUUUCCUAUACAGCAUUAUAAUCAGGGUGGACUUGAUUUAAAUCAAACCGAUUUAACUCAUGAUUUAAAUUCCUUGAUUUGAACCACUAGUCAGGAAGGCUUGAUUUAAAUCUUUCUUUCUUUCUUUUUUUACAGAAAGGUUCAACCUUGCAGGCAACCUCUAAAUAUGGACAAGCAGAGGAAGGUUUCCUUUUGGGAAUAAUAAAAUCCCUUUUUUUACAGAAAGGGUUAACCUUGCUGGCAUCCUCUUCAUAUUGACAAACAGAGGAAGGUUUCCUUUUUGGAAUCAUAAAUCUUCAGAGGACUUUUUACAGUUAUAUCAAAAAUGACUGAUUUAGUUACACCAUUAGAAACAAUUAUGAAAUUAUGGUGAGGUUUAAUAAGUUAACUCUUUCUAUUUGGACAACUUUUCUGCAGUACUUUAUUGGAAGGAGAAAAAUAAUCAUUUCCUUCAUAACAAUUUAAACCAUUUAUUUCACUAAAGGAAUAACAUUAUAGCACAUGUAUCCAUGUUUGUUAACUGAUGUGGUUAAUUAAUUUUUUUUAAACACACCUUAGACCAGCGAGGGCAAAGUUGGGCCACGCCUGAUCUAGAACAGUGGUGGCUCAACUUGGCCCUCCAGCUGCCUUGGGACUACAAUUCCCAUCAUCCCUGACCACUGGUCCUGUGAGCUAGGGAUGAUGGGAGUUGUAGUUCCCAAACAGCUGGCGGGCCAAAUUUGGCCAUGCCUGCCUUAGACUGAGUUUUAGCACUUAAAAAAAAUCCUUGUUUCCUUGAUGAAUAGCCUUUAUGCUAUAAUGUAACCGAAAUAGAAAACUAUCUUUAGAAAGAUUUUUCCUUCAAAAGCAUUUUAUUUUAAAAAUCCGAUUUAAAUAAAUAAAAAUCAUUGAUUUCUAUCCACCCUGAUUAUAAUCUUGAAAACACAAUAUAGUAGCUUUAAAGUCAUUCACCUUGUCACCUCGGAAGUUUCCCCGUUCCUGGAGAGACCAUAAUCCGGCUUUGAUUUUAGCAGGAGGAGCCAGAGUCCAAUCAACUGCAUCCGGCCCAGCGCUCUUGGUCCCAUCAAAAGGAAAGGUAAGUGCAGAGGUGGAGGAAGGGGGGGCAGUGGAGGCAGGGCACCCCGGGUGUCACCACUGACGGGGUGGUGACAAAUUGCUGGGCGGCCCUUGUUGUGGGGUCUGCGGCCCGCCCAAGCCGCACAUCUCUCCUGCUCUAGAUCAGGCAUGGCCCAACUUGGCCCUCCAGUUGUUUUGGGACUGCAACUCCCAUCAUCCCUAGCUCACAGGACCAGUGGUCAGUCCCAAGACAGCUGGAGGGCCAAGUUGGCCAAGGCCUGCUCUUUUCUCUGCCAAGCUUGUGACUUCCCUCCAUCCCUUCAGCUGGUUUUUUUUCUUUUCAGAUCUUUGUAUUGCCCUUUAAAUUAGCAUUUUCUGACCCUAAUAUCCUUGUAGCCAACUCUUAUCUCUUUGGCCAGAUUUUUUGCAGUACAUUUUUAGAAUAAUUGUUCAUAUACCAAAUAAAUUUACUCCAGUCUCUUCAAAAUUUUUGGUUGUCUUGGUUCCGGAUUCUACCAGUCAGCGUGGCCAAUUCUGCAUAGUCCAGGCAUGGCCAAACUCAGCCCUCCAGCUGUUUUGGGGACUACAACUCCCAUUGUCCCUAGCUAACAGGCCCAGUGGUCAGGGAUUAUGGGAAUUGUAGUCCCAAAACAUCUGGAGGGCAGAGUUUGCCUAUGCCUGGACUACAACUCCCAUCAUCCCUAGCUCUUAGGACUUGUGGUCAGGGAUGAUGGGAGUUGCAGUCCCCAAGCAGCUGGAGGGUUGAGUUUGGCCCCCUCUGGCUUAGUCCACCAUCUUCAUUCUGCCACUCCUCAAUCGUUGGUAACUCUGGCAGUUUCCACCUCUUAGCUAAUAAACCAUCUGAAACAAAUCUGCUUGAUUUCAAUAGGUGAAAUGGAAACCGAAAGCCAGCCCAAGAGACUUUUCCAAGGAACCACCAACAUGCUUUGUCCUGACGCGACACACCUUUCUGACCUCAGCUCAUGGUAAAAUUAAUCUUAAUAAUACAUAUACUACUCAUCAAUGCCCAGAAAUGGUUCGCUGUAUCUUUUGAUGCUCUAGCAUUCCAAAAUAGUUCCUACCCAGGGUGGAUAAAAACCAAUUAUUUUUUUAUUAAAAAGUUUUUUUUUAAUUUGAUUUUUUAAAAAUUUAAAUCAGAUUUUUAAAAUUUAAUUUGGAAUUUUAAAAUAAAAUGCUUUGGGGGGGUGGGAAUCUUUCUAAAGAUAGUUUUCUGUUCAAGUGACAUAUGUCCAUGGAUCAGGGUGGCUAAAAAUCAAGGAUUUUUUUAAAAAUAAUCGUAUUCUUGAAAAAAUUAAAUCAGAUUUUUUUUUCUUCAAUUAGUUUUUUUUGAUUUAAAUCAGAUUUUUAAAACAAAAUGCUUUUGGAGGAAAAAUCUUUCUAAAGAUUUUUUAUUUAAGUGGCUUUCUAGUCCACGCAUAGGCAAACUCUGGCCUUCAGGAUGGUUUGGGAUUACAACUCCCAUCAUCCCUGACCACUAGUCCUGUUAGCUAGGGAUGAUGGGAGUUGUAGUCCCAAAACAACUGGAGGGCCGAGUUUGCCUAUGCCUAUUCUAGUCCAAAGGCUAUUCAUCAGGAAAUAAGGAUGUGGUUAAAGUUUUUCAUGUGUGCUAAAAAAUCACUCAUUUUUUAUAUAACUGUAAAAAACUAUUCUGAAAAUUUAUGAUUUCAGAAAGGAAACCUUCCUCUGCUUGUCAGUAUUAAGAGGAUGGCAGCAAGGUUGAACCUUUCUAUUAAAAAAAAAUGACUUGAAUCAAGCCUUACUGAUGAGUGAUUAAAAUAAAGUCUGACUGAUGAGGGAUUUAUAUCUAUUUGAUUUGUAUCAAAUCCACCCUGCCACAAACACUCCCCCAGCCCGUAAACUGUAAAAGCUUCUCUGUAAAUUGAUGAUUCCAAAAAGGAAACCUUCCUCCAAUGGUCCAUAUUAAGAGAAUGCCAGCAUGACUGAACCUUUCUGUAAAUAAAAAGGAUUUUAAAUCAAGCCUUACUGACGAGUGAUUUGAAUUGUGAUUUCAACCGACUUGAUAGCAAUAAAUGAUAGUACCCAGUCCACCCGGGUGGGUACUGACCUGAAGAAGUGUGCAGAUACAUACCGUAUUUUUUGCUUCAUAAGACACUUUUUUCCUCCUAAAAAGUAAGGGGAAAUGUCUGUGCGCCUUAUGGAGCGAAUACGUGGUCCCUGGAGCUGAAUUGCCCAGGGUCAAAAAGCAGAUCAUGCUCCUUUUUUUGAAAGAGGGAAGUGGGUGUUGAAAGGAAGCAGCUGAUUGGUAAGCGAUCGGGGAAAGAGAUAAGGGACGCGAUAAAGGAGGCUGCCUGGGAGGGGGGAUCCUCAGGAUUUUUACAUUGGGUCACCUCAAAUUCACCAUCAGAUCACGUAACAUGUCCAUGGCUAUAACCUGCACCAAAAAAAUCACGCAUCCACUUUUUUGUGGGGCCGCAAUGGUGCAAAAACCUGAUUACAAAGCACAGAUCCACAUGAAUCCUCAGGAUUUUUGCAAUGAGCUACCCCAAACUCACCGUCAAAUCCCGUCUGUGGCCAUUGCAUGAACCACAAAACUCAUACAUCCACUGUUUCGUUCAGAAUUUUUUUUUUCUUGUUUUCCUCCUCUAAAAACUAGGUGUGACUUAUGGUCAGGUGCGUCUUAUGGAGCAAAAAAUACGGUAACUUGGCCCUCCAGCUGUUUUGGGACUACAACACCCAUAAUCCCCAGCUCACAGGACCAGUGGUCAGGGAUGAUGGGAAUUGUCCCAAACCAGCUGGAGGGCCAAGUUUGGUCACCGCUGCAUGGCCCAACUUGGCCCUCCAGCUGUUUUGGGACUACAACCCACAUCAUCCCCACUUCACAGGAGCACUGGUGAGGGAUGAUGGGAAUUGUAGUCCCAAACAUAGGAGUUUGCCUAUGCCUGCUCUAAGAUGCUACUGGACCAUUUUUUAUUUUGUGCCCUGACUGAAGCUUGCGGUUUCCCCUCGUGUCCGCAGCCUGCCCUCAGAUGCCCUCGACAGUUGCUCCAGCGGCGCCAGCCCCUCCACUGACUCACUGGCCAAAGGCGACGCCUCUGGUGCCGCAGCGGAAUCGCCUGCCGCGCGAUCCGAACCUGCUUCCCCAUUCAUCUUGAUGGAAGACCUUUCCCCCAAGUGACUCGCCCUGCCGCCUGCCUGGAUGUCCGCCUGUGCCAUCCUUUUGCUAUACCCGCCUACGGAGAAACCGGCGGCAUAAAAUCCCCAAGGGCAUCCGGAUUAGGAGUGCCGAGUGCGAAACACCCAUGUCAACCCUCCUCGGCAACGUCUCCAGGCGAUUUUAAUCCUCCUUUUAAUGGACGCGUCAGGCCCUGGCGCUGCCUGGUCUGCCGGUUUCCCUUUUAAUUCUUUUGCCAACGUCUGCUCGGUUUUCCUUUUAACUACAAAUUAUUUUGCGAAUGUAUCCUUGGAUCGGGACUUUCCUUUCAAAGAAAUGACACCCACAUUUCCUCCGAAUUCCCGGAAAAGCAUCCAAUUUAUAUUCGCAUUAAAAUUGUCGGUGGGAAACCAGUCGCCGUCGCGAUCCCUUGUUCCGAAGGUAAGAAUGGAACUGAAAUAAAUGAGUUUAUUCUAGGUCAGGCCUAGUCAAACUUGGCCUUCCAGCUGUUUGGGGAAUACAAUUCCCAUCAUCGCUGACCACUGGUCCUGUUACCUAGGGAGGAUGGGUAUUGUAUUCCCCAAACAGCUGGAGGGCCAAGUUGGUGGCCCAACUUGGCCCCAUCCGCUAUUUUGGGACCACAGUUCCCAUCACCCUGACCACUGGUCCCGUUAGCUAGGGAUGAUGGGUGUUGUAGGCCAAAACAUCUGGAGGGCCAGAGUUUGCCUGUUUCUUGAGAUGAAUGCUGGUGGAAACUGAGAAGUACACUUAAGUAUGGGAAAUGUCAUUUGGUUUGGGGUGCAAGAAAUGAUCUAUUCCAGGCUUCCUCAACCUCAGCCCUCUAGAUGUUUUGAGACUACAAAUCCCAUCUUCCCUGACCACUGGUCCUGCUAGCUAGGGAUCAUGGGAGUUGUAGGCCAAAAACAUCUGGAGGGCCGAGGUUGAGGAAGUCUGAUUUAUUCCUCACAAGAUCCAAUUGGGCUUAAUUUCCAAAAAAAGGAAAAAAAAGAUGCAACCCAUUUGUAAUCUACUGUGUCACGCUAUUUAUUAUUUAUAAUUCUGUAAAAUAAUAACAAAAGUCUGGUGAUUUAUUAGAGUAUUUUUUUAUGAUUGAAGCCCUUUCCCCAUGUCCUGCGAGCACUGGCUGGUCUGUAUUGAUAGGCAACUUUGUCCGCCGGAUUUGUGCGAUUUUGGUUCCAAAUGUUUCUUGUCUUCCGGAUUUGGAAAACUUUGAUUUCCUUCCUUCCUUCCAAGAAAUAGUGCGGAAUUCGAAGCGUGAUUGUGCUUGUCUGGCUCGGAAAAAGGGCGAAAAAAAGGACAUUUGGCUUUCCCCUUCCUGGAAUUUUCCUUUGGAAAGCGUUGGUUUGGAAUCGGAGUUGGGCCUCUUGUUACCUGUAUUCCGGUUUUUGCCUGGGAGAGAGAGAGUUUCCUUGCCUCCAAUAAAUGUGCAUAUUGUAAAAUGUCACCCAGGGGUAUCUUUAUUUUUUUAAAUGACUAUUUUAUCCACAUGCACACAAAAACUUCGACCUAGAACAAACUUAGUUGGUCUUUAAGGGGCUACUGGACCGAUUUUUUAUAUAUAUAUUUCAAUUUUAUCCGCGUGCGAAUUGUAUUUGUGUAGAUAAACUGUGCUGUUUUGGCUGGCCUCCCAGCUGCUGCUAAAUAAUAAAGAAAUCUGAUUUAAAUCCAACAAAUUCAAUCUUUUAUUAUCAUCAUCAUUAUUUUUUAAAAAUAAUAAUUUUAUUUUAUAAUAAUUAUGAUUAUAAAAUUAGUAAUAUAUUAUUAAUUUAAUAUUAAUGUUAUUAAUAUAAUUUAUAAUAAUAAUUUUAUUUUAGAAUUAUUAAGCUUUCCCUGACAUCUCCAGGGGGAAAGACACACGUGAAGCCCAUGAGAACAGCUGCCAGUCAGUGUUGACAACACCAAGCUAAACGAAGGGCUGACUCAUAUCAAGAGGGUUUCCUAUAGUCCCAGCAAUACAAGACCUAUUACACAGGAUGUUAUCUACAGCUUAGAAAAUUUAUAUUAUAUAACAGCAAUUUUCUAAUUAUUUCAUUUUAUUAAUAAUAAUUUUAAAAUACAAGUUAUCAAUCCGUGCACUUACUGGCUGCUGUUUGACCUGGUACUGGAACUUCAGAACCGUGGCAGUGAAGUUUUCAAACCUCAAUUCAGGAAAGGCUCGAUACCUUUGGAUAGAUCAGGCAUAGGCAAACUCCAGCCCUCCAGAUGUUUGGGACCACAAUUCCCAUCAUCCCUAGCUAACAGGACCAGUGGUCAGGGAUGAGGGGAAUUGUAGACCCAAACAUCUGGAGGGCUGGAGUUUGCCUAUGCCUGGGAUAGAUCAUUCUUGCUUAGCCUCGGUUCCUUGUUCUUUAAAAUGGGAACAUUUGAGGCUUAUGUGGGCAAUCCCAGGUAAGCUCAGAGCAUUUGAAAGCACUGCAUGACCACAUGACAGGGUGGAUAAAAAUCAGUGAUUUUUUUAAAAAAACAACCCCCAAAUCAGAUUUUUUUGGAUUUAAAUCAGAUUUUUAAAAUAAAAUGCUUCCGGAGAGAAAAUCUUUCUAAAGAUGGUUUCCAAUUUAAGUGACAUUCUAGUCUAAGGGCAGCUGUGUCCAGCAUUGCCAAAGGCUUCAAAAUAAUGUCCAUGGAUCAGAGUGGAUAAAAAUCAAUAUAUAUUUUUUUAAAAAAGAUUAUUAAUUUUUAGAGCUACUUUUUACAAUUUUACCCCAAAGUUGCUGAGCUUUUUUAAAGGAUGUUUUUAGUGUGUUUCCCCACACUUUGUAACUCUCCCCACUGGCACCCACGCUUGAGAAUACAGUAGUGAUAGAAUCAAUGAAUAGGUUUCCAUUGGCAAACCCUCUUCUCAAUUGGUAGACCAAGUUACAAGAUGUAGUUGUCAUGGGAAACGGAAGGAGCUAUCCCCUACUACAGGCAUGGCCCAACUUGGCCCUCCAGCUGUUACAGUUCUCAUCAACCCUGAUCACUGGUCCUGUUAACUAGGAAUGAUGGGCGUCGUAGUCCCAAAAGAGCUGGAGGGCCACGCCUGCGCCUGCUAUGCAUGACCUGCCCUGAAGUGCAGAUACAGCAGUACCUCAGCUCACCUAACCCUCUGGUUGCAUAAACUUCGGGAUAUGUAAGCGACAAACCUGGAAGUAUUUUACCGGGUUUUGCCGCAUGCACAGAAGCACUCUACUACGCCGCACACAUGCGCAGAACAGGCACCUCCUGUUGCAAAAACCUCGGGAUCCGGCCACUAUAAUGUAUUAGUUUUAAAAAAUAAAAAAAUCUGUGUCGCCAAUUUGGCAGUCAACAAUUCAUCUGGUGUAGUAUGGUUGCAAAAGCUUGUCCUCUUUUCUCCUUUUCUAAAAAGGGCGUCAGGGGUCAGCAACUUUUUCCAGCCGUGAGCUGGUCCACUGUCCCUCAGACCUUGUGGGGGGCUGGGGUGGGGAAUGAAUGAAUUCCUAUGCCCCACAAAUCACCCAGAGGUGCAUUUUCAAUAAAAGCACACAUUCUACUCAUGUCAAAACACGCUGAUUCCCGGACUGUCCACAGGCUGGAUCCUGAGGCAACUGGGCAGAGCCUUAGUUUGCCUACCCAUGCUCUGGGCAAACACCCCCCCCCCCCGUUUUCCUAAACCGGAGUCUCCAAAAAUAAACGGAAAAAUACGUCAGCUUCCACCAUCGGACAAGCGGCUUUCAAUUCCGCCAUCCAGGCGUUUUUAUCUGUAUUUAAAUUUGCAAUACUUACAGGCAAAUGAACACUGCAGAUAGAACUGCCGGCUCCUAUGGCGAUCAAACACUGAAGUUGACAUGAAUUUAAAAACAUGCAAUUUAAAAAGAAAGCACAAAUGAGAUUUUUGCACGGUAGACGUAGGUAGAAAAGCUUCUUUCGAUUCCUUUUCCUUCAACCAUUUCAUCAGUCAAAAAGCACCUCCGAGCGCGUGAGUCUUUCCGGUGAAAACGGAGUUAAAACUUUGCUUUCAAAAAAAAGAAAUAAAAAAAAAGAGAGCGAUGCAAAUCGCCAGAUGAUUUUUGCACCCAAAUGGAGGUCAGAGGCCCACGUUCAGGAUGCGGAUUUAAAAGGCAGUAAAAAAAUAGGAGGAAAAAGAUGGACAUCCAAUUGUGUUAUCGCUCAUGUUCUCAGGAUGACCAUAGUGAUGAGACCUGCAAGAAUCAGAAGAAAAAAGCCAGUUAUUUCGGCUUAACUUGAGAAAUAACCCACACCAAGAGUUUUGUUAGGUGGGGCGCAUGCGCAUGAAAGCUUGUUCACUGGGAGCACGUUUGUGAAUAUUUGUGAAACGUGGUUUACAUACACAACUUAUCUUACAUACACAACUCAUCUCUCUACAAAUGCCGAAAUGUCAGAGAGCUCAAAUUUACUUUCAGUUGCAAUCAGUUAAAUCACUAGUCAGUAAGACUUGAUUUAAAUCUUUCUUUUUUUCCCUUACAGAAAGGUUCGGCCUUGCUGGCAUCCUCCUAAUAUUGACAAGCAGAGGAAGGUUUCCUUUUUGGAAUCGUAAAUUUUCAGAGUCGUUUUUACAGUUCUAUCAAAAAUGACUGAUUUGGUUCUACUAUAAGAAAUACAUUGACAGAUAAGGAUGAAAUGAUGGUGAGGUUUAAUAAGUUGACUGUUUCCAUUUGGACAGCUUUUCUGCUGUACUUGAUUGGAAAGAGAAAAAGAAUUGUAGUCUCAAAACAUUUGGAGGACUGAGGUUGAGGAAGCCUGCUUUGGACUAUAAUGUAACCUAAACAGAAAACUAUAGAAAGAUUCUUCCUCCAAAAGCAUUUUCUUUCCAAAAUCCGAUUUAAAUAAAAAAAUCCUAUUUUAAAAAACUUGCUUUUAAAAAACAUUGAUCCACCCUGGUUGCAAUUUGCUGACAUGGCCCUCACGCAAUGACUCGAUUAUAGGGUUGUUUUUUACGUUUCUUUACACAUUUUCAUUUUUACACUCUGCUCCAAAUCCUAUUUCGAAAUGACGACAAAAAGAUGCGUACCUAAUACGUACCUAAUACGUACGCCGCUACUAACUUUUGAUUCACACUUAAGUGGAGGUAGAGAGGCACAAGGGAACCCCCUUCUCCCAGCGUGGGAAGCAUGAGAGCCGCAAUGCACACGAUUCCGAGGAACACGGUGAGCAAACUCGGCCCCGAUGAGGCAAUUCUGUUUUCUGGGAAAAGGAAAAGGCAUUUAACACUAUGGAAAGGGGCAAUUUCUUUCCUUUCCUUUCUCUCCCCCCCCCCCUUUAUUGAAUUUAGUAAAUAACAAAACAUUUUAAAAAAAUCUUUAUUAUAUUGCAAAGUAAAUACAUCAAAACAAAACCAUACAUAAAGAAUAAUAUCAAAUAAAACAGAAAGAAAAAAUAAAGAAAAAGAAAAAAUGCAAAGAAAAGUAGACAGAAAAGAAGAAUAAAGUAUCAUAUUUCAUUACAAUAAACACUGAUUUACAAAAUAAUAAUAGACUUCCAUCACUCUCACAGCACUUCCUUUCACCUUUCAUAUUUUAUCUGUAUUUCAGUAUCAUUUUCAUCUGAAUAUAUAAAUGUGUAUAUAUGUAUAUUUCCCCUUUUCCAUUCACCAGGUCAUUCUAGACACAGCCAAAUUUUUACAUUUGAACCUUGUCUUUCUAAGUAGUCAUUCAAGCAAUUCCAUUCCUCCUGGACUGUAUUCAUUGGCUUUAGUCUUAUUAUAUCCGUCCAUUUGGCCAGUUCCAAAUAUUUACAUAAUUUAUAUAGCCACUCCUCUUUGGUCAGUACCUGGUUACCCUUCCAGUACUUAGCCACUAGAAUUCUUGCCGCUGAUGUUGCAUACAGAAAAAAUUGAGUUUUUUCUUUUGGAAUAUCACUGUUCAAUAUUCCCAAAAGAUAUGUUUCUGGUCUUUUACUUUGUGAAGUUCUUAGUAACUUUUUUAUUUAUUCAUGGAUCAUGUCCCAGAACUUUCUGAUCUCUGAACAUGUCUACCACAUAUGGUAGAAGGUUCCAAUCUGCUUUGUGCAUCUCCCAACACUUAUUACUAAGCGAUCUGUUCAUUUUAGCCAAUCUCUCCAGUGCUAAAUACCACCUAUGGUGCAUUUUCAGGUAAUUUUCUCUUAUUAAAUAACAUGCUAUAAAAUUUAUAUUUUUUGCCCACAGUUUUUUGAAUGGUAUAACAUAGGCAUGUCCAACAGGUAAAUCUGAAAGCAUCUGAAGGCAGCCCUGUUUAGGGAAGUUUUUAAUAUUUAAUGCUGUAUUGUUUUUAACACUUGAUAGACUGGGGAAACUUAGCCAGAUGGGUGGGGUAUAAAUUAAUCAUCAUCAUCAUCACUGGCUCCCCCCAAAGAAAAAAGCUCAACAACUUAGACCUGAACCGGGGUAGAUCACUGCUAGUUUUUAACUUUGUGAGUAGAUCACAGUCUUGCCCACCCUAACAAAAAGUUCAAAUGAGAUCCACUUCAUUCCUAAACAUUUCAUUUCAUCAAACAUUCUUGCUUUUAUUGACAUUGGGCUUCCCAUCAAAUCCACCCAGCCAGAAUGGCUAGGACUUCAGAGAUUGGCAACCUUUUUCAGCAGGGGGCCAGUCCACUGUCCCUCAGACCUUGUGGGGGGCUGGACUAGUUGGGGGGGGGGAAAUGAACAAAUUUCUAUGCCCCACAAAUCACCCAGAGAUGCAUUUUCAAUAAAAGGACACAUUCUACUCAUGUCAAAACACGAUUCCCGGAUGGUCCGCCGACUGGAUUGAGAAAGCAAUUGGGCUGGAUCCGGCUCCCGGACCUUAGUUUGCCUACCCAUGGGCUAGGUUCGACCUCCAAUGGGGGAAAACAGUGUUCCUCUGAAUACCAAUUGCCAAAAACCACCAGCGGGGAGAGGGAUGCUCAGGUUCAGCUUUUGAGCUUCCCAUUAGGUGCAGGGGCCAGCAAAUUUUUUUUUUGCUGCAGGCUUGUCCACUGUCCCUCAGACUUUGGGGCGGGCCGGAGAACCAGCACCAGGGAGGGUGGGAGCUGGAAGAAGAGGCGAGGUGGGCAAGUAGUCCUCCUCCCCAUCCCCCACGCUUACCCUCCCAGGGGCUGCCGCCGCUUCUCAUGGGUAGGCAGGGCGGCGGGGGAAAGAUGAGUGGUGCGAAAGGGCUGGCUCCAAAGAGGGAUUCCUGAAAAUGGUGCUCAGCCAGCUCCCUUCCUCACCUAGGCAGGGGAGGGAGAAGCCAGGAGGUAAGACUUGAUUUAAAACACACACACACACACUACAGAAAAGUUCAUCCUCUUCAUAUUGACAAGCAGAGGAAGGUUUCCUUUUUUCCCAAAUCAUAAAAUCCUUUUUUUCCUUACAGAAAGGUUCAACCUUGCUGGCAUCCUCUUCAUAUUGACAAGCAGAGGAAGGUUAAGCUUGUAAGGUGACUUGAUGUUACACCGUAAUCAUACUAUCAAAGGAAGUAAUUGCAGUGAUAAAUAAUACGUAAUGGGAAUGAGAACUUAAAAGGACUCUCAAGGUGACAAGUGCUGAUGGAGGGGAGUCAAAUGGGUGGGCUCCUCCAUCUUUUCUAUUUUUCUCACCUUUUCCCUUUACUGUCUUUGGUUUUUGGGGGUGAAGUGUGUGUACCUGUUUGUUUGUUUGUAAAUAUUCUCAAAUAAAACAUUAAAAAGUCAAA